CACCCCGCUGUGAUUUUGCGGCUUUUCGAGCACAUGCCCCGUGCGAAUGUUUUAGUUAUUUUUAAAUAAGUAUUGAAAUACUUGACAAUUAUACUAGAAUUAUUCAAGAAAAGGCUGGAGAAUGAACGGAACUUGUUUUUAACACCUGUUGCUGCUUUUACGACCUCUACUUUACUUUUGACUUGGGCCUACGUGCGACCUAAGGGUCAUCUUCCACCGUAGGGCUUGACUUAAUGCCAGAUUCUUCUUUGCGGUUGCUCUAAAAUAGUCAUCACAGCAGAGCGCUAAUAGGUUAUGAUUCCCUUUCGCCACGAGAUCCAAGGAGCAAUUCGAUACUAAGGGUAGGGGGGGUAGUGUAAAACAAUUUCGCCUGAGAUGGGUGUUGAGGGGAAAUGAAACUGUCCAUGGUGCACUUUGAUUGUAUAUGAGACAAGGCGAAGAUCUAAAGAGCAUUCUCCCCAGACCCAGGACCCCUGGGUUACAUUAACAAGGCAUUCCGUGCCAACGGUCAUCUUCAGACGGUAAAUACGCCACCAGGGAGGGUGGUGUGGGGGUACGUUGUGACAAAACGAUGCCAGAUAGGGGUGGUGUGGCGGAUACGGAGGUCUAGGGAGCAAUUUGAGACUGGCAGAGAGGGCGGUGAUAAGAUAGUAACUGUCUGUAGUAGUAACUGAGAGUGUGUGACAAGGCGAUGCCACAGAGAGGGGUGUAGGGUACGGGGAAUCUCUUGGAAAGCAACCAUCCUCAUGUCUAUUCACGGGUGAAAAGCAACCAUCCUCAUGUAUAUUCACGGGUGAAAAGCAACCAUCCUCAUGUCUAUUCACGGGUGAAAAGCAACCAUCCUCAUGUCUAUUCACGGGUGAAAAGCAACCAUCCUCAUGUCUAUUCACGAGUGAGAAGCAACCAUCCUCAUGUCUAAUCACGGGUGAAAAGCAACCAUCCUCAUGUCUAUUCACGGGUGAAAAGCAACCAUCCUCAUGUCUAUUCACGGGUGAAAAGCAACCAUCCUCAUGUCUAUUCACGAGUGAGAAGCAACCAUCCUCAUGUCUAUUCACGGGUGAAAAGCAACCAUCCUUAUGUCUAUUCACGGGUGAGACGCAACCAUCCUCAUGUCUAUUCACGGGUGAGACGCAACCAUCCUCAUGUCUAUUCACGGGUGAAAAGCAACCAUCCUCAUGUCUAUUCACGGGUGAAAAGCAACCAGAACCCGAUUACCCUGCCGCCUUUUUUAUAUAGUUAACACGUAUUGUAGACAAAAACUUCUCACCUUUCACGGUGUAAUGGAUCCCCGUAGUUAAGGCUCUGUUGGAGAGGAGCCGGCCCGAGGGGCUUUCUCUGUUUUUGUACAAACACUAUGUGUGUCGCGACAAAUGCAGACCCCCUUGCGGUGAAAGGAAAUAAAAAUAGCUAAGUUUUUUACUGUUUUUUAUUACUUAAAAAUGGUUGUUUUGUUCCAUUGAACAGCUAAUUUUUGCAUGCACUAUUCAUAGAACCCGAGGGAUACAUAUCCCAGAGGAUAGAGUCUCGCUUGCGCUGUCUAUGCAAAACCUUAUCAGAAUAUAUUCGCGUUAAACAAUAUAUUUUUUCCUUUUAAGUCUGUAUGAUUUUCCGCUUUAUUUCAAGGCCUUCCGUGAUUUUGUGUUUUACAAUCAAGUAACACAAAUAAGAAAGCAAGUAAGGAAAAGGUGAAAACGCGAGCAAAGCAAAACUCCAAUAAAUCUGACGAUCGGUUUUCCCCAUACGAGAAGUCGACACCGCCCGGCGGGAUGCUCGGCGUUUGAGAUUCUAACCGCCUGGCGGGAUGCUGGACGUUUGAGAUUCUAUUACGGAGUCAUCUUUUGUCAAGGAUAGCUGAGUAAAGAAUCGGUACCAUUUAUAUUCUCGUUAGAAGAAGUACUUGUUGAUUAAAAGGUGACAGGACAUAAAAAUCUUGUUGCACAUAUACCAAUAAAAAGUGCAAAAAGAUUGAACAAAGUGGGCUAUAUAUUAUAAGCAUGCUCUUGUAGCCACUGUGAAGAUGCGUCGCAUAGCUUGUGGAAACCAGUGCUACGUGGGUUUCAACGAUUGAACCGCAGACUCGGCGCGGACAACAAAGUUCAACUUGGGAUUCUUCUAGAGAGACCGAUUUUUCCAUUUGAUUGUCCCCAUUUGAUCCUGAUUAUCUCCUUGCGUCCCACAGGGAUUUAUAUGCAGCAAAACCAUCAUCUUCCUUCAGUUGGCAUGGCCGCGGGCUUGACCUACGAAAUAUGACUUUUUGCAUUUCUGACGAUCCAGGAUGGUACAACAAUCUUAAUCUGCACUCAGCCGUUAUUACAUGUUGGUGUUGUGAGACGUCUUGAAGGAUGAGCGAAAAAGUCAAUCACUGGUUGUGUGCGCUCGUCGCGAUCAUUGUGCUAUGUACGCUGUGUGUUAUGCUUUGCUGCACGGGUUUUAUUCGUGUGGAAGUCCAGCUGGGAGCACACAAGGGCAAGAUUGCAGCGCUAGAGAGAGAAGUCCAAAUGUUGGUUUUGCUGCACGAGCGCUACAAGAAAGAUAACGCUUCCCUUCACAACCGCUUUGCACGAGCAAUCGACCCCACACCCAACCCCACGAUGCCAGUUAUCUGUCAACAGUGCGUCAAACCAUGGAUUCGAGAAGAAGUCGUUGACUCCGUCUCGUAUGCUGUCGAACAAUUCUGUAAGCCAAAGGAUAAACUGUGCUUGCGUGGUCCACCUGGGCCGCCCGGCCCGCAAGGACCUAAGGGGGAUCCCGGUGUACGGGGGGAGAAGGGAGACAGAGGAAUUCCUGGAGUAGGCGGGAGCGUGAUUGCACAGAAGAGCGAUACAGGCGAUGAUGGCAAAGAACCGAUAGUUUACCCCAAGGAGGAAAGAACAGGCUCCAUCAAUGCUCCGGGUAUCAGGGUAGAACCUUCAUCCCUAACAGUCAAUGAGAACGCCGCGGCGACCUUUACGUGUUCCAGCACCACCCCCGGUAAGGCGACCAUAAUGUGGAGCAGGGUGGACGGAAACAUGCUUGGACGAAAGUCGAUCAAGGUCAGACAGGGAAAGCUAAAGAUCAGCCGUGUGAGGCUUCGGGACCGCGGUACAUACAUGUGCACAGUGGACAGCGUGUCCGGAAUGGCGAGGGCCCUGGUUACGCUGAAAGUCAGAGGCGCGCCCCGCAUCAAUCUAGACAGCGGUCCAGUGUUCGCAGUAAGAGGUGAAAAUAUCACACUGCCCCGUUGCCGGGCAACAGGCUACCCAAACCCGGUGGUCUCUUGGCAAAAAGUCUUCGACAAAAUGCCCGAGGGCCGGACGAUUACCUCCGACCAAACACUAAGUAUUCUAAAAACCCGUCGAUCGGAUUCCGGUCUUUAUUUGUGCACUGCGACAAGUCCUUUGGGAUCCUCCAAGUCUACUACACAUCUCGUUGUCGCCGUCCGUCCCAAAUUCACCGUCCGCCCUCCGAGAAAAAUCAAGCAAUACGCAGGAGCCACUGUAAGGGUAAACUGCAGUGCAAGCGCCGAGCCACCGCCUAAGAUCACAUGGGAACGGUGUCAGGGGGGGACCCGGGUCAUAGCCAGUGGGGAGUCCCUGGUUUUGAGGAAUCUUAGGUAUGAAGACACAGGGACGUACACAUGCACAGCCACCAGUAGACCGCUGCUCGCAAAGACGUCUUUUGUGAUAAGGGUCAAGAUCGCCAAAGACUGCUCCAUGCUGUAUGCGCGUGGCGUGCGUGAGAAUGGAGUAUACCGAAUCAACCCUGAUGGGCGUGGCCCUUUCAACAUAUACUGUGACAUGGCAAGGGGGGGAUGGAACGUGUUUCAGCGAAGGUACACCGGGACUGUUAACUUCUUCCGUGGCUGGAGGGACUACAAAACAGGCUUUGGUGACCGCAGCAAGGAGUUUUGGCUCGGUAACAGCAAGAUCUACAGACUGUCGCACGCCUAUCAAAUGGAGCUUCGCGUCGACGUGAAAGAUUGGGCAGGAACCGAAGCAUUUGCAAAAUACGCUAGUUUUCAGAUUGCCGAAGAGAAAGAGAACUAUCGCCUGAGUUUAGGGGCGUAUGAAGGAAACGCGGGCGACUCGCUAUCUUAUAGCAAUGGGAUGCAGUGGACCACGCUCGACCGGGAUAAUGAUCUUAAUACGAAAGCCAACUGCGCGGUGACCAGUAUUGGUGCAUGGUGGUACAAAAGUUGUCACGACUCGAACCUGAACGGUCAAUACAAACAGAGUGAUAAGGAUCCAAAAGGCAUGGUUUGGUAUUUCUUGAAGAACAACGAGUCCACAAUGAAAGAAACACAAAUGGCGGUUCGACCAAAGCGCAAGAAAACCAAGAAACCAUGAUUCAAUGGACUAUGAAGGCCACGUGGGUCAAAUAUCUCACGCAACUAUAACAUUACUGUGCGCAUUACCGCUGCCCACAUGGUCAUGGGCAGCCAUCGGAGGAAUCAAAGAACCAAUAUAACCCAAUCCCUGAAUUAUUCCCUUCCCUGCUAAGUAUAAAGGUCUUUCGUGUUAGCAGCCGUUGUUAGCAGACAAACUCCGCAAAAUGCAAUAGAAUUGCAGCGCGUUUUGUUGUCUAGUACAUUGAAUUUUUGUGGUGUGAUCAACUACACGCUGAUGGCUUUUAAAUACUUGUAACGCCUUGGAUGACGAGAUUUUCAAGUGCAUUGUGUCGUCUAUCCAUUUUAAAUUUAAAUUCAACUUUAUAAAUAUAGGAACAGUCGAUAAAAUUAGAAACACGAGGAACUACAGGCACGUUUUCAGAGGGAAAUUCUGUAGUCAUCGCAAUCAGAAAAGGUUUUUAAACCUUAGACACCUUAGUGCAAUUCUUUCCAUGUUUUAACAUGUUUUAACACUAUUAAAUAGUGUCUCGAUCAUGAUAUUAUUGUCUACUGUGCCCCUAAAUGAACUAAAUUAACUAGCUCUAAUAGCUAAUACACAUGUCUGUUGGGAACGCCAAUAAGACUGCAAGACGUUUGAGAGGAUAACGUUAUCAAAUCUGUUGGGAACGCCAAUAAGACUGCAAGACGUUUGAGAGGAUAACGUUCUCAAAUCUGUUGACUGCUUCAAAUUCCUGUUACAUAUUAAAGUCCAUAUAACCUUU
This is a messenger RNA of Nematostella vectensis (starlet sea anemone), 5088 nucleotides long. Its product is annotated as tenascin. The record is from RefSeq and is a predicted model, not a curated record. Lineage: Eukaryota; Metazoa; Cnidaria; Anthozoa; Actiniaria; Edwardsiidae. Bases 2343 to 4325 code for a protein of 660 amino acids. The transcript has 5 exons.